AUGGACCUUCUAUUAAAAGAAUAUUCAAGUAAUGGUGUCGCUACAGUUUGGUCAUUGGCCACACUGGGUAGUUCCAACGGUACACGUCAAGGCACUUAUAAUUCAAACAAAGGAAUCGUUAAAAAGAAAGAAAUUUUGGAUGUGUCCAUACCAGAUACAUGUGAAGCUAUCAAAUUAAAUAAAGAUGAUUUUUCUCUGAGACAUAUAUCUAGUCUUCUAUAUGGUGUCACUAUCUGUUACAAUAGAAAGACAGAGUACUUUCUUAACGACAUUACAACUAUACUUUCACAACUUACGAGAACCGUUUCACAAAAUUGGAAUAUUGUCAACCUUAGGGCACAAAAUGACCCAAAAAACUUUACACUGCAGACUCUUGCGGAGUUGAUUCCCACAAGACGUAAACAGUUCUUUGGGGCGGCUAAUACGUUUCUAAAGGAUGAUAAAAAUUUUGAUAUCCAAGAAAUUCCAUCCUUUGAAGAUUACAUGAACAGUCUUUUAACUUCUGUAACUAGCAAUAAUAAUUUUGAAUCAGCUCUAAUUAGAAGAAAGGAUUACAUAUCAGAAUUAAAUAAUUCAAAUUACCCAGGUCGUGGCGUAUUUCAAGAUGAUAUUCAAUUAAAUAGAUGGGAUUUUAAUCCAACUUUAGAAGAAAUGCCAAUAGAGAUGGAUUUUGAACUCGACAUUAACGAUGUAGUUAGUCAAGGAGGAUCUUCCGUUAUCACAAGUAAUGUUGGGCAUUCGGAAAUUAGAAAUUUGGACUUCGAAUCUGAAAACAAUAAAAUUACCUCAAGUUUUUUACCUUUAAAGUUAUCAGAAUCACAACGAAAUGAUCAUUUUCAACCUUCAAGUAUUGACCUUGAGUUAGAACAAGAACACAGUGACGCUGAUGCAACAAAAAUUCCGGUUGAGACGUUGGAUAAUCAAGAAAUACCGUAUCAAGUACCUUCUAAGAAACAAAAAAUUUCGAAUGGUAAAAGUAAAAAUUUCACGACUUCAAUCCUGAUCGAUUCACGUACUGGUCUCCCAACUAAUGUAUUAAGAAAUGCCCAUGAUAAUUAUGUGAUAUUAAUGCAACAAAAACAUGCAAUAGGGAGAAACGGUGGAAAUAAAAGAAAGAUGUUACAAUGGGAAACACUUCUAUUUUCUAAGGAAAAUAUACCUCUAGUAGAGGCCUCCUGGAGACGAUUGUUUUCUGCUGAUCUUUUUCCAGAAGAAAGUGGGAAUCCCGCAUUAAUCGAGAAUGGUAGAAGAGAUGCCACGACAUCUUCCUUAAAUCAUAGUAAUAGUGGCAGCAUUAGAAGUACUGAAGUUGGUAGGCGGCAGGGAAAUUUAGACUUCCUUACAAAUCAUUUCCAAAAUGUCAAUGAAGAUAGCUUGUUAUUAAAUUUAGAUCAGAUAAAUGAAGAUCUUUUGGAGGAUCAUUUAGGUGACUCUUCUAUUGUACAAAGUGUUCCGCAAAGUAAAAAUUCGGAGGACUACGUAAAUAUGAAUAUGCAUUUACUCCCAUCAAGUGUAGGUCGUAAUCUUAGUCGUUACUCAACAAGUAACAAUUUUAACAGUGAUGGACCAGAUAUUGUUGAUAUUUUGAAUAAGCCAAGAGACUCUGAAAGUUCAGUACUUGUAGGUAUAUCAGAGACGAGUACAACAAAUGAUACAGAGGGCUUCACAAAUAGUGAAAAGAGCAUAGCUUAUCACAAAAGAGAUAUAAUAUUAAGUGCUCAAGCAAGAAAAUUUUAUUCGUUUAUUAAAGAAAGAGCACUAUUUCAGGGUGUUUCCUCGAACCUUAACCCACACUUCAAGAAACAGAUAUCAUUUGAAAUACUGGUUCCAAGUAAUGUAUCAAUGGCAAAUGAACCUACUUAUAAAGUAGUGUCAAAAGGUGUCGUUGCUGGAGCUUUCUUCACUCUUUUGACAUUGGCAUCGCAGGAAAUGAUACAAAUUGAAGUCUUAGAAGAAAAGAAAGAUAUAUUGGAGAUGAUCAAUACCGGUGAAGAUAUUAGGAUAUACGUUUAG
Molecule: messenger RNA, 2013 nt
Organism: Maudiozyma saulgeensis
Lineage: Eukaryota; Fungi; Ascomycota; Saccharomycetes; Saccharomycetales; Saccharomycetaceae
Source: the annotation of a GenBank genome assembly